Messenger RNA from Clarias gariepinus (North African catfish), 1724 nucleotides. RefSeq names its product canopy FGF signaling regulator 3 (gene cnpy3). The transcript has 6 exons. Lineage: Eukaryota; Metazoa; Chordata; Actinopteri; Siluriformes; Clariidae. Gene Ontology annotation, molecular function: signaling receptor binding. Gene Ontology annotation, cellular component: endomembrane system. Bases 119 to 937 code for a protein of 272 amino acids. The record is from RefSeq and is a predicted model, not a curated record.
GUGAAUCCUGCAGAAACAGGGUCUCGAUAGGAACCGAUGACAGCAACGUUAUUGAUGCUGUUUGCAUUUCAAACGAAUGUACUGAAUAUUAACACGCCGUAAUAACACCGUGCUGGAAAUGAUCGCGUUUCUUUUUAUAGCGUUAGUUUUCGUGGACACACAAGCGGCGCGUAAAAGUGAAGACGAUGACUGGGUGCAGUUACCGAAUAAAUGUGAAGUGUGUAAGUUUUUGAGUAUUGAGAUGAAAUCCAAAUUAGAAGAGACGGGGAAAACCAAAGAAGUGAUAGAGACCAACUACAGGUUCCUGGAUGAUAAAGGCGCGCCCCCGAUCAAAUAUGUCAAGUCGGACAUCCGGUUCAUAGAGGUAAUGGAAAGUGUAUGUUCAGGAAUCCUGCAGUACAAUUUACACAAAGAGAGGGAUGGCAGCAACCGCUUUGCAAAGGGAAUGUCUGAGACAUUUUCCACCUUGCAUAACCUAGUCCACAAAGGAGUGAAGGUGGUCAUGGACAUUCCUUAUGAGCUGUGGAACGAGACAAGUGCUGAAGUAUCUGACCUCAAGAAACAGUGUGAUGUGAUGGUUGAGCAGUAUGAAGAUAUUAUUGAAGACUGGUAUAAAGGCAACCAGGAGGAAGACCUGACGACAUACCUUUGCGAGAACCACGUUCUGAAAGGACAAGACACAUCAUGUCUAAAAGAAAGCUGGGCUGGGAGGAAAGGAGACCCUGGUGCCACCAAACAAGUCAAAAAGAAAAAGAAAAGCAAAAAGAAGGCUAAAGGUGGUGAGCAUAAUCAGAACAGGGAGAAGAAGUUAAAGAAAAAGAAAAGUAAGCUGCAUGAUGAACACAGUGACAAACAGAAAAUUGAAGAGGGGGGACUUUCAUCAGACGAGGACAUACAAAGGAGCGUUCCUCUUCAUCAGGAUAGAACUGAACUCUGAUCUAACUUCAUUUAGAGCUUCUUUUGGUCCUUGCAUCUCAUGUCUGCUGAACAUCUACUGUAUGUGGGGUUUGCCAUAAAUUGUGUUAAAACUUCUGAAAUGUGAAAGAAUGAAAAAGUGUGUAACACGGUAAUAAGCUAAUGAAGGACCACAACCCCCAUCCCCCCCGCCCCCCCCACCUUGAUUAUGCCAGUGUUUUUCUUCAGUUUAUUUAGGUUUGUUUUGUAUUUCACAACAGAAUGCCAUGAUGAACAUUAAGAGACUAUUAAGCAUGGUAAUUUGUCCCCGUUAAUUGCUGAAGUGAUAAUGAUGGAUAAAUGAUUUAAAACAUUGUGUUUCAAUAUGAAUUUAGAUCUUUUUUAAUUGUUGCAUAUAAGAGCAGUUGGGUUUCCUCCUACAUUUCCUUACAGCUUACUAUAAAUCUUCUUUCUAUUUGAAAUGUUUAGUAGAGAUACAUAUUUUAGUUAUAAUUUAAUGCUUAUCCUUGUGCUGUGGACUGAAAAACUAUCACAAUGCAAUCAGAUUUUCAGGUCAGUAAUAUUUCUAUAUGUAUUCGUGUGCAAGUGUUAUUUUGUAUGAUUUGUGAUGUAUUUUUAAAGUCUAUGAUUGGGUGUAAAAUGCUGCUACUGCUAAAGAGCAAAAUUGUGUUGUAUUUUAGGGGGAAAAUUGUUACAAAUAUUGCAUUUUUGCAGGCUGUGAUUCUACUGCAUUUGAAAUUGGUGAAUAAUGUCUUAUUUGGAGAAGCCAGCUUGUGUUUUUGAUAUGCAAUAAAAAUAACUGGACAAUU